Messenger RNA from Chelonus insularis, 1797 nucleotides. RefSeq names its product protein phosphatase 1 regulatory subunit 14B. Gene Ontology annotation, cellular component: cytoplasm. Gene Ontology annotation, biological process: regulation of phosphorylation. The record is from RefSeq and is a predicted model, not a curated record. NCBI's taxonomy places the organism in Eukaryota, Metazoa, Arthropoda, Insecta, Hymenoptera, Braconidae. Bases 363 to 743 code for a protein of 126 amino acids. The transcript is spliced from 5 exons. Gene Ontology annotation, molecular function: protein serine/threonine phosphatase inhibitor activity.
GUUUCUGACCAAUCUGAACUCUUGGCUGGUCUCAAAGCGCUCCCCAUAGUUUCUCUAAAGACUGAAGACAGUGCACAAAAAUGAAUAGAACCACAAAUCUCUUGUCAAUCGUUCAGUGAACAGACGCGUUCAACUUAUACCCGCGUUUUCUGACAAAUUCUUAAUUUCUUAUCACUAAUUUAAGUGCAAUUAUUAGUCUUAACUGGUGUAUUAAUUACGUGAUUAAUCCUAGUUAGCACAAAAAUAAAAAAAAAAAAUAUUAAUUCUUAUCUAUGAUCACCCUCAGUGGUUAAGAAUCAAUUUCUUGAAUUAUACAAACACCGGGCCAUCAAAUUCCUCCUGCUCUUGAGAUAACAAAAGAAAUGGAGGGAGUUGGAGGUGUUUUAACUGCCGAACGAAGCCCAGCUCGUGCUAAUUUACACGUGGCUUUCACAGAAAAAGGCGAAGUUAAAGAGAGGCGUGAGAAAUUUCUCACAGCUAAAUAUGGAUCUCACCAAAUGUCUCUCAUUAGAAAAAGACUUGCUGUUGAGAUGUGGCUUUUUGAUGAGCUCCAGAAACUAUAUGAAUCGGUGAGCGACAAUGGAAAGAGUCUGGAAGUUGAAGUUGAUAUCGAUGAAUUACUAGAUAUGGAUAGUGAUGAUCACAGACGAACUUACCUUCAAGAAUUACUGGUGGAUGCUAAAAAGCCUCACGAUGUAAAGAAAUUUAUAAAUGAUUUGUUGGAGAAAGCGAAAACACUCUGAAAAGUAAGUACCUGCCAUGGAUUAGAUGCUGAUUUAAAAAAGCGUUACGUUUGCUCACUCUUCGUUAUACGAUUUGAUGAUCAAGGCAAAGUCUCUGUAAGUUUUUAACUACGAUUGCAUUUUGAUUAUUGAUACUUAAAUUUAAAACUGAAAUCCAAGAGCUCACCUGGAUCAAACUAUGACUGUCCAAGUAUAUUCCAUAUUUUAGUACUUUAAUAUCGCUUUAUUAUAUGUAAUUAUUAUUUUUAUUCUUUUUCAAUAUAGUUUUUUUUUAAUUUUAUUGUUUAAUAUGAAUUUUUAAGUAUAUAUUUAUUGAUGCUGAACACGAUUAAAGUAUAUGUUAAGUUUGAAAAAAAAAAUUUCUGUUGAUUAAAUUUUAAAAAUUUGGCAAGAAAGUUUAAGAGCGAAGCCAUCCAUAUUGAUAAAUCUCUGGCAAACAAUAUUAUGAACAAAAAAAAGGUACAAACAAAUUAAAACAAAGAGAAAAAUUUUUCGAGCAAUAGUUUUUCUAGAUUUCCAUAUUUGUAUGAAUGGAGUUGUCAUUGUUGAAUUAUUCACAAAAAAUACCUUGAAUUUUAACAAAAGGAACAAAGAGAAAAAAAGUAAUGAAAAUGAUAAUUAACACAAUUUAGAACGAAGAAUCAUUAAUUGAGCACUGGAACAGAGACACAGUGGCACUAUAAAUUAGCAGAUCAUAAAAAUUACGUUAAUCGAAAAUCAAUUAAGUGCCAAAUAAAUACUAUACGUUGAUAAAAAUUAGAAAUUGAUAAUAAUAACAAUAAUAAUAAAUUGUAGAGAUGAAAUUUUUAGAGUGAUGUACUAAUAUAAUGUCUCAUGUUCUAGUAGUAAUAAAAAAAAAAAUUUCCACCUCGUGUUUUGUGUCAAUAUGAUUGUCAAUCGUUAUAAUAUUCGAUGGAGAGAGAUAAUCGUAUUGUGCGAGAUUUUUUAAGCUAUUAAUAGCUCAAGUAUCUUCUAACUUCUAAUUUCAUUGUUGGCCUUGCAAGUUGUUUCGAUAUUUAUGAAGUUGAAAAAUGUGAUGUUAAUAAAAGAUUGA